Molecule: messenger RNA, 1884 nt
Organism: Rhizophagus irregularis DAOM 181602=DAOM 197198
Lineage: Eukaryota; Fungi; Glomeromycota; Glomeromycetes; Glomerales; Glomeraceae
Source: RefSeq, a predicted model, not a curated record
AUGUAUGGGUGGAAUGAGUUCGACCACGUUAGGGUUCAACCACUUACUAGCUUAGGACUUGAAGUAAGUCCUCAAAUGCUUAGCAUAGAAAAAAAUAAUAAUUCACUAAGAAUAUCUGUGGGUCGGAAUAUAUUACAAAAAUGUGCGAACUUAGUUUUACAAAAGCAUUCUAACUAUCUUAGGGAUUGGAAUAUCGAGGAAAAUGAUUCGCAAAACUUCGUAUAUUUUAACCGAAAAGCUUUACUAGAAUGUUCACUAUGUAAACGUAUACAUGACAAGGAUCAGUGGUGGUUCGGUCAUGUAUAUACCAGCAGUGGAACAUUCAUUGUAAAAUGCUUCUGGCAAUGUAGUGAUGAACCAGGGGAAGUUUUUGAAUGCGACCCAUCUAUUGCAGAAAAAAUUCAGCAAGAAAAUAAAAAUCCUCUACAAUCCUCCUAUAAGGUAAAGGCUCUGGGCUUCCCUAAAGCCUUUGUAAAAAUACCAUCUUGGGUCAAAUAUAGUGAGACCCUUACGGCUACAGAAACUUAUAAUGAAAGGUAUGUAAGACCAUUACCCAAUGAAGACGAUAUUUAUGUGGGAUCGCCUUGGGAAAUAGGAAAAACCUAUAUUCUUGAAAAUUUGGCUAUCCCUAAUGAUGUAAAUUUGCUAGUAUUAUCCACGCGCCAUUUUUACUCAAACGCUGUUACUACAAGGCUUAAUCUUAAGUCAUAUUGCGAUAUCAAUGGUAAUAUAAAUCUACCUGAUCAUAAGAGGGUAGUAUGUCAGAUAGAAAGCUUACAUCGUAUUACCAAUAAUUAUGCGAGGUGCAUUAUUGUAAUGGACAAUGACUUAACUGACCUCAACAUUGAAUGGAUUAAGGCCCUUCGCAAGAAUAGAGUAUUUUCAAUUAUCCAUAACACUUAUCAACCACAGGAAGAAUCAGAAAAGCGUUUCGCUUAUUUGCCAUCUCAAAAAGGAUGUCAAAAAUCGUCUAAUGUUCCCAUUACAGAAGAAGUGCUAUUUCGAUGGUUGUUGAAUGCUAAACGUGAAUGUCUCCCCCAAGAGCUUCAGAAUAGAGGAAUAUUUCCGGAUAUCGACUCUAUUAUUCAGAAUAAGGAAGUACCAACUAUUCAACUUAUUUUUAAACCUAAAGAUAAUACGAUAUCAUUAUUCCAGACAGUAAAGGUGAGUUCAUCUAUCAUUAAAAUGGAAGAAAUUUCAGAUAUUUCAAAUACCCGUAUUCUUGAUCAUGAGAUAGCUGAGAUUCCGCCUGAAUCAUUGACCGAAGAAUUCAUAUCGAAGUAUGGGAAUUAUAAUCAUAUGAAAUGGUUCAGAGCUUAUAGACAGUUACGAGACGCUGGCAUUAACAAUGAAACAGCUGUUGAGGCUAUCAUUCACAAAGAUUAUAGAGAAGAUAAACUUAUCAUAGCUACUCGAGCUGAGAAGCAUCGAAUUUGCUUGGAAUUACUAAGGAUCUAUACACCUGCUAAAGACAUUGAUGAUAGGACACGAUAUAAAUCUGAUGAUGUCAAAAAGUGCUUAAGUACUCCUGAAUCAAUAUUGUAUCUCCAGGGUUUAGUGCCUAAAAUGACUCGAGUAUUUGAUAAUACAGAUGCAUCGCGCAGUGCUAAAAAAUUGGGAUUAAAAACAAUCCGAGCGAAACUUAGUUUAUUAAAUGCAUCCCUUUACACAACUUAUGGAUUGAAAUUUAAGGCUGUUGAUAAGAGGGAAGAAAUUUAUUGGAAAAAUGGUAAAGAUAUUCGAUAUGGAUAUAGUAAGAUCCCAUCUGAUGAAUUAUUAUUAGGUAAUCUUUCUAGUUCUAGCAAAGUUGAUAAUACGCAAAUUUCAGAAGAUAUUCAGAAUUUAUUUGAUAUAUUACGAAGAAGACUACACUUAUUCAAGUAG